UUCAAUUCAAAAUGAGUGGCAGAGGAAAGGGAGGAAAAGGGCUGGGGAAAGGAGGCGCCAAGCGUCACCGUAAAGUUCUCCGUGAUAACAUCCAGGGCAUCACCAAACCCGCCAUCCGCAGACUGGCGCGCCGUGGCGGUGUGAAGCGUAUCUCCGGUUUGAUUUACGAGGAAACUCGUGGAGUCCUUAAGGUUUUCCUUGAGAACGUGAUCCGUGACGCCGUUACUUACACCGAGCACGCCAAGAGGAAGACCGUGACCGCCAUGGACGUGGUGUACGCCCUGAAGAGACAGGGUCGCACUCUGUAUGGCUUCGGAGGUUAAUCUGUUGUACAUCCAACAACGGCUCUUUUCAGAGCCACCCACUCCUCCUUAAAGAGAAGCACUUCUCAUCUAAUCUUUAGAAACGUGUUCUAAACUUUACACCAGCGUCAAUGCGCAACGCCAUGCACCGAUGGUAAGGUUUAAAUAUAAACGUAUGGUUAGAAUCGCAUUUUCUGUAAGUAUUUUCGUACAUUUCAAAGACCAAAUACCAUGACGUAACAACAUUUCACCGCCUUAAAUCAUCAUCAGCACCAAACUGCACUUAGGCUCUUAAUGCUCCGUUACAAUGGGGUUUGUUCUUUAAUAUUGAACAUUGAGUUUUAGGUAUAAUAUAGGCUACUUAAUCUGCCACCAUUUACUUAAAAAAAAAAAAGCAUAUUAAUGAAGUUGAGGAAAAUGUGUUUAUUUAUGAAGAAACUACUGUUCAGUGGAGGAGACAGGAAUGGGAAAAAAGGGGCAAACACAGAUUUACGUGCGGUGUUACGAGACAUCAGGUUAGUUUUUAAACUAUAUGUUGACUGAG
This is a messenger RNA of Boleophthalmus pectinirostris (great blue-spotted mudskipper), 846 nucleotides long. Its product is annotated as histone H4. Lineage: Eukaryota; Metazoa; Chordata; Actinopteri; Gobiiformes; Gobiidae. The record is from RefSeq and is a predicted model, not a curated record. Gene Ontology annotation, biological process: nucleosome assembly. Gene Ontology annotation, cellular component: nucleosome. Bases 12 to 323 code for a protein of 103 amino acids. The transcript has a single exon. Gene Ontology annotation, molecular function: DNA binding; protein heterodimerization activity; structural constituent of chromatin.